Plectropomus leopardus (leopard coralgrouper) is the source of this 648-nucleotide messenger RNA. NCBI's taxonomy places the organism in Eukaryota, Metazoa, Chordata, Actinopteri, Perciformes, Serranidae. The record is from RefSeq and is a predicted model, not a curated record.
AUGUCUGCCGUUAUAAAGACGGACCUGCAGGGGCGCUCCUUCUUACACGGUGGGUGCCGGAGCUGCUUUGGGCCCCCACAGUCUCGUGCAGGGGUUAAAUUCAGAGCGCAGUCCAAGACAGACUCAGCAGAACAGAAGGAGAAGUGGCUCUCACUCCUCAAAAGUCGGAUUAAAGAAGAGAAAGAGAAGGAAGAACCUAAAACUAUUCCUCUGAGAGUGUACGGGAAGGGAAUCAAUACUUUUGCUGUUACCAAGACACUCCCGGUCAGCAACUCAGAUUCAACCAAUGAGGUGAUCCGAUUGGCCCUGCAGCAGUUCAGCAUCAUCGGGAACGUGAAAGACUACCAGCUGUGGGUCAUCUCCAAGAGGGACAACACCCCCUAUCCUCUGAUCGGUCACGAGUUCCCCUUCAGCAUCCAGAUGAGUCACGUGAGACACACGAUGUCUCAGGGCGGCGGCAGGGACGCGGACCGCCAGAGGGCCAUGCAGGCGGAGCAGAUGCAGGUGUACAAGCAGUGUCAGUUCAUCAUGAAGCCGCGACCCGCUGAGACGCUGCAUGUGUCUGCAGAGUGGUGUCAGAAGUCAUUUAAAAGGAGGCGUUCCCUCAUCACCUGGGCCUUCUGGCGAGGCUCCGCCUCUCACCAUUGA